This is a messenger RNA of Trichoderma atroviride IMI 206040, 2763 nucleotides long. NCBI's taxonomy places the organism in Eukaryota, Fungi, Ascomycota, Sordariomycetes, Hypocreales, Hypocreaceae. The record is from RefSeq and is a predicted model, not a curated record.
AUGGCCACGUCCAUUACAGAGGCUCAGGCUGAGCUGAUCAACUCCUUGGCUCCCGACGAUAUCCCACACAAGCUGCGAUGCGCCAACUGCAGCAAACUGGCAGUCAACGCCCUCAGGCUGCCCUGCUGCGAACAAGCCAUCUGCGAAACAUGCCAUUCAAAUCUCCCUCAGUCGUGCCCCGUUUGUGAACACUCUCCGUUAUCUGCCGCGGAUUGUAGCCCGAACAAGUCUCUGCGAACUACCAUUAGAGUAUUCUUACGCACGGCGGAGAAGAAGAGAGAGGCGUCCCGAACCAAAGAAUCCAACGAUACCACGCCCAUCACACCGGUUGAUGCGCCGAAGCCAUCGCUGCCCGACGUGGGCGCUCCCGCAGCAGAAACGGCAGAGAAAACGGCAGAGAAAACGGCAGACGCUAGCGGAGAUGUGCCAGUCGAAGAUGCGGCGCCGCAGAGCGCUGAUGAGCUGGCUUCUGGCCAUGAAGAGGACAAGCUGCAGGAGGUGGCAUUAAACGGCAUGGAAGAACCGCCAAAAGAACCAACCGACGUUAUUGAGGCUCAAGAAGCCAAAGAUUGGAUUGUCGAAGGCGACGACACAGCCAAUAAUCAAGAGCAAGAUGCUGCUGAAGGAGGCGAUGAGAACGUUGAACAAGCUGGCGAUGGCCAAGAGCAAUUCAACGAUGCCGCAAAUGGUGGAUUUCAGCAAAAUAUGAUGUUUCCUGGGGGCGGCGACUUCAACCAGAUGCAAAUGAUGAUGGCUAUGCAAAAUGGAAUGGGACAAAACUCAUUUGGCGGGUUUCCUAUGAUGGGCAUGCCGGGGAUGGGCAUGGACCCGAUGAUGCAAAACAUGUACAUGAACGGAGGCUUUCAAGGCAUGGGCAUGAACGGCAUGGGGGGCUUUGAAGGGGGAUUUGGACAAGGCUCCAAUGAUAACUGGAACGGUGCACAAUCAUGGAAUUUCGACCAAAAUAAUUACAAUCAAAAUGGCCAAGGCAUGGGCACUGGUGACUUUGGCAAUUUUAACUCAGGAAUCCAGACAGGCUACAAUCAAGGUAAUUAUGGCCAAUUCAAUGACUAUCGUCGCAACAACUACGGCCGUGGCCGUGGCCGCGGUCGCGGAUUCUAUGGGGGUUAUGGUCGAGGGGGAUACAACCAAUAUGGCGGUGCCAUGACAAAUUAUCAUGACCAAGGCCACUAUUCCCAGUACAACCAAGGACAAGGGGCAGCCGCUUUCCAGAGCCAGGCCGAAGGGGGUGGCAGCGUUGAUGACUCCAAACAAGAUCUUUCCGAGUCUACAUCUCAUGAAAACAUAGGCAAUGAAGCGUCUUCUUCUGGAGGUGCACCGCGCCCAACGAUGAUGGCUCAAGCAGAUGGAUCUAGCGUGCAGAAUCGGAAUGGCGUAGCUGCCAUCCGCUCCAUUCUGACAGCCCCAGAUGCACCAAUCAACGCCCCUAAGGGCCCUAAAGCUAUGCGUCAAGGCCUUCCUAAUACUAGUCUGCUGAAUCUGCGAGCCAGGGGUUUCCAGGUUGAGGAUAGUGGUUUGCCAGUACAAAAGCCUGUUGCCAUUGCAUCACAGCCGCCACAGGCACCGCCGCCAUCGAAUCCAGCUACUCAGCCAGGCUCUAGAAGUAGUACUCCUAAUCUUGACAAAGUACGAGAUCGUGAUGCCCAUCGUGACCGCAGCAAGGAGCGGUCCAAGGAUCACGAUAGGCGUGAGAGAGGAGUGGCGUCUGAAGAGCCCCAUAACGCGCAAGAGAGCGAACGAGACAACAGAGACCGAGUAGAUCGCGAUCGCGGCAAAGAGCCAGAGCGUUUGGGCUCCAGAGCUAGUAGUAGAAGCCGAAGUAUAGAUCGCAGCAGCCGCAGCCCGAGCCGCAGUCGUGGCCAUCGGAGCUCCCACAGGCGGCAACGGCGGCAACGCUCCGAGUCUGUAGACGCAGAUGAUAAAGAUGACUCUUAUCGCCGGAAGAAACACCGGAGCAGUAGAAGACAUUACUACGACGAUGACGGUGACCAGCCGUCUCAGCGGUCCAAGGAUGACAAAGCAGCUGAAAGGUCAAGGUCAGGCUCUCCGGAUGAUGGUAAACGCUCAAGCUAUCGCAGUCGUAAAGACAAGGACAAGGAUCGAGACUAUGAGCGGCGCAAAGACAAAUACCGAGCGGAAGAAGAGGACGACCGCCAGAGAUCGAGCCAUCGCUCUUCCCACCGUGACCGAGGAGAUUAUGAGCACUCCUCCAGACGGUACGAUAAAGAGAGAGAGCGUGACAAGGAUAGCAGCAGCAAUCGGAAAGAAAAGGACCGCAAGGAUCGAUACCGAGACCGUGAUCGUGAACGAGACCGCGGCCGUGAUCGGGACCGCGACCGGGAUCGGGAUCGAGAGUACAGCAGCAGACACGGCAGUAGCAGUAGAAAGCACUCCUUCGAUGGUGCUGCCGCUUCAAGUGGCGGCGAUAAGGGAUUUGAUCCGCCUACGGGUCCGCGUGGAUUCGACAUCAAAGGAGGCUCUCGCAGCACAGGGGCCGCCUCAGCGCCGCAGAAAGAUGCGCACACUCUAGAACGGGAAGCACGAAACCGUGAGCGUCUGCUGAAAGAAGCCCAGCGCAUGGCUGGCCUCGCAGGCAUAGCGGGCUCAAAGCGCAGCCGGGACGAUGCCGAUGAUGGCGGCCGCAAGGGGCGACGCAGCCGGCGGAACGACGUUGUUGAUGGAGACAGCGAAGAACGCAUGCGAAGGCUGGAGGCGGAGAGAGAGGGCGGACGAUGGGGUUAG